AUGGCAACAUCCAAAGAUCCUAUCAGCAUCAUUUUGGUAAAUUUAUUAACUGUUACUGCUACUGCAAUCUGCACUGAAAACAGGACUUUGAUGAAGAAAACAUCACUGCUAUCUUUAUUACUGAUUCUUCUUGAACUACGCUCAGUUCAUAUCAGUGCAGCAUUUUUUCUAGCAGAGCCUACAAAUACUCCAAAUCCGCUGAGAUCUGACUUUGAUGGAACUCUCGAAAAUGCUUACCGCAGAAAAUAUUCAGAAAUUCUUCGAGAAAAAGCAAAAACAUUUGGACAAAGCAAUGAGGAAAUUCAGCUUGUUAAUCAGUACUUGAAAAAAAUUCAAAAAUUUGAGAUUGAACAGCAUCCAGAAGAAACGGAUCAAAAAUAUAAAGCAGACUCUUUCAGAUCAGUAAGCAUUGUGAAGCUUUUAUAA
Thelazia callipaeda (thelaziosis nematode) is the source of this 426-nucleotide messenger RNA. The record is from the annotation of a GenBank genome assembly. NCBI's taxonomy places the organism in Eukaryota, Metazoa, Nematoda, Chromadorea, Rhabditida, Thelaziidae.